Messenger RNA from Spea bombifrons (plains spadefoot toad), 1698 nucleotides. It is a transcript of the gene RHO, whose product is annotated as rhodopsin. Gene Ontology annotation, biological process: G protein-coupled receptor signaling pathway; visual perception; phototransduction. The coding region runs from base 103 to 1167 and encodes 354 amino acids. Gene Ontology annotation, molecular function: G protein-coupled receptor activity. Gene Ontology annotation, cellular component: membrane; photoreceptor outer segment. The transcript has 5 exons. Lineage: Eukaryota; Metazoa; Chordata; Amphibia; Anura; Pelobatidae. The record is from RefSeq and is a predicted model, not a curated record.
CGGCUCUAGCGGGAACACAAGCUUCUUAGGGGUCCCUAAGAGGAAGAAGAAACUCACACUGGUUUCUUUUUAGAGGGGAAAGGACUUUUAAGAGUUGCCACCAUGAAUGGAACAGAAGGUCCAAAUUUUUAUAUUCCCAUGUCCAACAAGACUGGGGUGGUACGAAGCCCCUUUGAGUAUCCUCAAUAUUAUUUAGCAGAACCAUGGAAAUAUUCCAUACUGGCUGCUUACAUGUUCCUGUUGAUCCUUCUUGGGUUUCCCGUCAACUUCCUAACUUUGUAUGUUACCAUCCAGCACAAGAAACUCAGGACACCACUAAAUUAUAUCCUUCUCAACUUGGCUUUUGCCAAUCAUUUCAUGGUCCUCGUUGGUUUCACUGUUACAAUCUACUCCUCAUUGCACGGCUACUUUGUCUUCGGACAGACCGGGUGCUACGUUGAAGGCUUCUGUGCCACACUUGGUGGUGAAAUCGCACUCUGGUCCCUGGUGGUUCUGGCCAUUGAAAGAUACGUGGUGGUCUGCAAACCCAUGAGCAACUUCCGAUUUGGGGAGAACCAUGCUAUCAUGGGAGUAGCCUUCACUUGGAUCAUGGCUUUGGCAUGUGCUGCUCCUCCUCUCGUUGGAUGGUCCAGGUACAUCCCUGAAGGAAUGCAGUGCUCAUGCGGGAUCGAUUACUAUACUCUGAAACCUGAGAUCAACAACGAGUCAUAUGUCAUUUAUAUGUUCGUUGUCCACUUCAUCAUUCCUCUAGUGGUCAUUUUCUUCUGCUAUGGCCGUCUGGUGUGCACUGUGAAAGAGGCUGCAGCUCAGCAACAAGAAUCAGCCACAACCCAAAAGGCUGAGAAGGAAGUCACAAGAAUGGUCAUCAUCAUGGUUGUUGGCUUCCUGGUUUGUUGGACGCCCUAUGCAACUGUGGCAUUCUUCAUCUUCACCCACCAGGGUGCUGACUUUGGGCCAGUCUUCAUGACAAUCCCUGCUUUCUUUGCCAAGAGUUCUUCAAUCUACAACCCUGUUAUCUACAUUGUCCUAAAUAAACAGUUCCGUAACUGCAUGAUCACCACCCUGUGCUGUGGCAAGAAUCCCUUUGGUGAUGAGGAGACCUCAUCUGCAGCCACCUCCAAGACAGAAGCUUCAUCUGUCUCCUCCAGCCAGGUUUCUCCAGCAUAAGAUCUUCAACCAAGCCUGUCUCAGGAUCCGCUGCCUCAUACAGUUCAAACUACCCCGAUUUCGUCAAUAUGUUGCUAAGGCGACGGAUUUCACAGUGUAACCCUUAACCCCACUUGCCCCGGCCCGCUGGAGGCGAGUGCAUGUAUUGAGCCCUUCGCUGCUGAAAUGGACUCCAUUACAUUGCUUUUGCAAUACUAUGAGGUCCUUGGGGCAGCGAAGGGGUUCAAUACUGAAAAUAAUGGCUGUACAUACUUCGAGGCAAAUUUCCCAUUAGUUUAAAUAUUUUACCCAGAAGAACACAAGAGACUUUGGAAAUGUCCGACUAGCCGUCAGUUUUGGGGUGACAGGAUGAUGCUGCUGUGUCUCUAGCCGGUUUGCCCCUCCAAUUUUACAAUGCAACUGAAGGUUAUUUUUGUAAUAUAAUAUCAGAUCUCCAAUCAGCUCCUUUCGUGAGGAUAGACAGACCCUUCGCACAGAAACCCUGUAAUAAAGAGCACUUUGCAAGUAAAAAAAACAAAAAAAAAAUCAAAA